Sparassis crispa is the source of this 756-nucleotide messenger RNA. RefSeq lists its product as hypothetical. NCBI's taxonomy places the organism in Eukaryota, Fungi, Basidiomycota, Agaricomycetes, Polyporales, Sparassidaceae. Gene Ontology annotation, molecular function: acyltransferase activity, transferring groups other than amino-acyl groups. The record is from RefSeq and is a predicted model, not a curated record. The coding region runs from base 1 to 756 and encodes 251 amino acids. The transcript is spliced from 7 exons.
AUGGAGAAGGACAUGGAGGCGGCGUUCUCGUCCUGCGAGCUUCGUUCAGACGAAAUUAAAGUUGAACCAUUAAGAUAUGCUGAGCUCAAUAGGGCGGUUGACAACGCCUUGGAUGCCAACCGUCCGGAUCCCCUCGCACGUUACUUGAUGUAUGAUACUCCAGACGUGCAUCGCUCACUCUUACUUGACGAGCGAUAUAAAGUGAUCUUUGUUCUCGGACUCUCAGAUGCGGUGGGCCGUCGUGUAAUAUACACGGUCAACCACGGCGAUGCUAUAAUCACCUUAGAGCCUGCCCCGAAAGCUGCACCACCGAGAAAACCUCUUGGACGUGUUGCGGUUGCUGUCCGAAGGUUGAUCGUUCGCUACCUGAGACUCUUCAAUUCCAAGGAGCAGAAAAAGCGAUUUAAAGAAUGUGACGAACAACUGGCGGCUACCCUUAAGGCCACCAUUGGUGACCAAAUUGACGACAUGAUGUCCCUGGAAGGUUUCGCCACUGCCCCGGACAAGCAGGGCAGAGGGUACGGGACCGCGCUGGCCAAGCAUGUCUCGGCUAUAGCCGACGCCCAAAGGCGUUCGAUAUGGCUGACAUCCUCCAACGUGGCAAAUACAGGUUUCUACGAAAGCUUGGAUUUUAAGACCGUCGGCGAGUUUGCCUUGGGAAGUAAUAAUACGACAUGGAAGAAGCCGCCCGUAGUCAUUCGGAUUAUGGUCAGGACACCACAAACCGUCGAAGAUGUGGGCGUGAAGUCUGAAUAG